Drosophila santomea is the source of this 3219-nucleotide messenger RNA. RefSeq lists its product as uncharacterized. Lineage: Eukaryota; Metazoa; Arthropoda; Insecta; Diptera; Drosophilidae. The transcript has 8 exons. The record is from RefSeq and is a predicted model, not a curated record. Bases 661 to 2739 code for a protein of 692 amino acids.
GAAAAGUGGGAAAAAAAAAUAAACAAACUAUGCUAACAAAGAAAAUAAACAAUAUAAACCAAAUGCCGAUUGCGAAUAGUUUUUCUAACAAAAAGGCCACAAAGUAAUCUAGUUGAAAUCAGAUUACAAGCUUAAAUAGUUGAAUGAUUUGGCUUUUGUCGGACGAACAAUGGUCUUAGUUAUUUGAAGUGAGAAAAUUAUGCAAAAUAUGGCUAAACCUAAAACUAAUAAUUACAUUUAACGAAUCAACGUUUAUGCAAUAAGUGAAAAAUAAUUCAUUCAAAUAAAUAUAAUCCACGUUGUUUGUCUAAAAAAGAGUAACUAAAGCAGCAGCAGAAGUGAUUGUAUAUUAUCUAGUUGAACUGGAUUUCGAUAUUGCCAAGAACUAAACAAAGGCCCCGAAAUUAGUUGCAAUUCAAAGGAUUUUAGCAUAGCCACAUAUCAAAGGAGCACAACAAGUAAUUGUAUUACAUUUCAAAAGGCCAACGAUGAGUGCAGGUGCUGUGUGAAAGUGCCUCUGUUCCUGGAGAGCGGCGGAUCCUAAGUUGAAUCAAAGCCGGAACGUGACUUUUGCCAAAAGUAAAUUGAGCCACCGCAGCGAUAAAAGCUGCCAUGCCAACCGGCGAGUGGCGCUAGGACACUCGUAAAGAUAAAGGAUCCAUGGCCCGGCCAAAUGCAGGUGCACCCGUGAUGCCAGCCGAUGACAUCUAUUCGCGGGUGCACUCCGCCACCCUCGGGCUUCACCAGUUCCACCUGGUCCACCUGCUCCUCCCGCUCCUUCUGCUCCUGCUGCAGCUGCUGGCACCGGCUGCAGCGAGUCCCGUGAAUCCAUGUGCCCACAAGGGCAUGGCCGAGCUGAUUCGCAACAGUCCGGUGAUUGUCAAGGCCCUCGUCGCGCGCAUCUUCACCGAUGAGCCGGAGGGCACGGUGCAGUCCCUCGCACAGGACACGAUUUUAAUAACAUUAACGCCGGAAACGAUAUACAAGGGUGCCUCGCUGCUGAAAGUGGCCAACGGCAAUGGCGAAGCCGAGAAUGCCAGGUUGGGAGAUGGUCUCAUGUCCUGGAGCUCGGCACACCGCAGUCGAGGCGGCAGCGCUGGAUCCGCGGGCAGCGGUGGUGGCUCCUGGAGCGGCGCUGAGUCAGCCUUUCAGUACGAGGGGCAGUUGAAUGCGACCCUCCAGCCGCUGCGUUGCUUCGAUAAUAACAUGCUGAAAAUGCUGCCGGCGGAGUUAAUUGCCUUUGGCAAACUGCUGCCCGCUGCGACGGCAGCCACCGGAGGCACUCCUACCGCACGACAGCUUCAGCGACCGCCCGUGGGUGGCGCCACUGAUGUGCUGCAAAUCAGCGUCAACGGGCUGCAUCGCUGGACGCCGCAGUUCGAGAAUCACAUCUGGAAGCAUUUGGGCUGGGACGAUUGGAGCGACUUCACCUUGUGCAGUGUCACCUGCGGUCAGGGGGUGCAGCAGCGUUUCCGGCGCUGUCUGCUCGACAAUCCGCUGGUGGACAUGAACAUGAACAUCAAUCUGGAGGAGGAGGAGGACGACGAGGCUGUGGCUGCAGUUGAUGCGGACGCAGUUGGACUUUCCGUGUCCAAGGAGACGGACGCUUUCGACGUUGGCAGCAACGAUCUGCUGGCCGACGACGGGGAUGAGAACGAGCUGCUCAUAAUGCGGGCAAGUGGCGACGAGUCAUUGUAUAAAUUUGACCAGGCCACGACGACGAUUACGCCGCAGACCAGAGACCCUGCCCAUUCCCAAGCGAAUGCUAGUCCCCCGGCAACGGAUCCCUUGGGAGAGACAAGCGGCGGUAAUGAACCACCAAGAGAUGAUGGAGGAGGCGUCGAUGGAGGAGCCGGCGAAAGUGUCAGGUUUGUGCCGAGUGCACACAAUGAGCGGAGUGGGAACAAAGUGGGAGUGGGAGUGGGAGCGGACACUGGGACCAGGAAGCCACGUGCCAGCAAUCAGCACAAGAAACGCAGGCCCGCCAAGAGCGUGGCCCUGUCGACGCUCCUCUGCGAGGGCUACAACAUCGAGCAGCGCAACUGCAACAGUUUCGAGUGCAGCGAUGACAUAAGCGAUCUGCUUAAGUUCUACAAGAAACUGCCCAUGGGUGAGGAUCUGCCCACCCAAGCCGCGGAUGCUUCACUAGCCUCCUCCUACCCGGAUGCAUAUUCAAAUGUGGACCUCACCACGGCGGGUCUGAUGGGCACUGGCUUCAGUGCAACGCCCUCGACGCCGUACAACAUGGGCUACGUGCGCAGCUGGAGGAACUUGCUCAACUUCACCCUGAUGGUCACAUUAAGGGCUAAGAACGACACCAAGAGCACGGCGACCAUAUUCUCCAUACGGAAUGCCACCCACAAUCUUUAUCUGGAGGCCUGCAGGGACGGACUGCGUUUGUAUCUGGAGCGGGACAAUACGACGGAAAUGUUGCCGGUGAAAUUCAAUUUAUACGAUUAUCGCUGGCAUCAAGUGGCCAUCAGCAUUCAGAACGGCGAUUUCAUAUCGAUUUACGUCGACUGCGCGUGGACAAACAGUUUCGUUGUCUCCAAGCGACUUUUCACGUUGCCCGUGGACGCGGAUGUGGAAAUCGGACGCGGCUUCAAUGGCGAACUGCAGCAACUGCUGGUGCUGCCGGAAAACCAGGAGCGGCUGCAGUGCAGCAACAAGCGCACCUCCAUCAACGAGGUGAAGCGCUAUAUCAUCGACACAUUCAUCGAGGACUACAAUGGCAACUGAGGCCGCAGCCGAAGCCAACGGCAGCGCAAAUCGACCGAGUGCCACUGAAUAUGCAUAUAUUAUGUGGCAGCAAGUGGCAGCAAGUGCACACACAAAAUCCGAUUACAAAUUCGGCAAAUCAAAACUGCAUAGAUUUAUGAUUAUUCAUUUCAUUUGCAUACAUCUACAUACAUAUGUAUAAGGGCAAAGAAUGUAUGUGCAACUUUACAUACUAAUAUUACGCAUACGCCAUGUGAUUUAUGCGCUAGCAAAACAGCGCACUCCACCACAGAAUCUGGAGUCCAUAAACAGUCAGUAAAAUUCGAUCACGGACCCAUUAUGAAUGUCAACAUUCGCAUUCCAAUCCAGGGAAUGUGCUCGGUAUUUGUAAUAAAUAAGCUAAUUUGACGGAAUACAAUAAUUGUAAACGCAGAAAUUAAAACAAUUUGCAUAGCGAAAGUGAAAUGCAAAAAUGAUAAGGCGGAAGUUAAGAUCAAAUAU